Molecule: messenger RNA, 573 nt
Organism: Blepharisma stoltei
Lineage: Eukaryota; Ciliophora; Heterotrichea; Heterotrichida; Blepharismidae
Source: the annotation of a GenBank genome assembly
AUGAAAAAGCAAGGAGGUUUUGGCAAAUUUGCCAAAAAGUUCAGAAUCAUGGCCGCAAUCGAAAAAGAAGAUAUUUUACUCCUAACUCGCUUAAUGACUAUUUUACAUCACACCCCUGAGAUGCCUGUAGAUAAACUUGGUAAUAACAUGUUCCAUAUGGCAUGCUAUAUGGGAAAAAUCAAAAUGAUGAAAUUUGCAUUUGAAAAUUAUCAUCUAGAUAUUGAGCAAUAUAAUGCAGAUGGUUUAGCUCCAAUUCAUCUAGCUGUAAAAGGUGUUAGCAUUGAAGCUGUAAAAUGGCUUUGGGAGCAUGGAGCUGAUUGCCAUAUAGUUACACAAGUCUGAGAAAAAAGUCCAAUUAAGUUAUGUCAAGAAAUGCUUAAGGAUCCAGAGCAUACUAAAAAUUAUGGGAAAAUAAGGAAAAUUUUGGAUUAUUUGAGAGAAUUAUAUUUUAUUGAUAAAAGAGGAUAUGAAAGAAGAAAAUUUAUUUGGGCUUAUCAAAAAUUCAAAGAUAAAAACAAGUGGAUAGGGAAAUUUCCUUUAGGCAUGGCAAGAGAAAUUGCUGAAUUUUUAUAA